AUGGCGUCACAGGACUCAGGGAGCAAGCCAGCAGAGUCGGUCCGGAGGCUGACAAGCGUCAGGGGAACCCCAGACUUGGACGUUUCGGGAUCUGCUCCUAGCAGGAAACCCAAGUUUGCUCCCAAGAUCCCCGUCCGCGCGCCUGUGAUCAAGACUGAGCCGCAGGAUACGCCGGCUGCUGCUAAGCAGAGCAGAGAUGCGCAGACGGACAAGGGGGGAUGGGGGAGGGGAGGGGAAGGGGAAGGGGGAAGCGAGGAGAUGCAGCGAACAGGUUUGAGCAUGCCUCCGACGUCCUCUGAGCUAACGAUCAUGCAGGGGAAGAGGGAGAGGGAGGGAACGCGAAUAUCCUACUCUAACAACUCCUCGGCGUCAAAGGAGGGCUCUUGGGGUCCAGAUGUCGAUGCGGAUGUUGACGGCCAGGAGAUCAACGAAACUCACAUGCCAACAACGCUUCCCUUCACUCCCCGCAGGCCCUGGGAUCCGAGAGAGAUCAAAGUCAGCGAUGAAGACAUGUCGGACGUGACUAUGCUGAAGAAGCUGGUGAUGUUGAUGCCAGCUCUUUGCCGACACGUGUUGAAAGCUUACAGACCAAGUCGAUAUCUAGCGAGAAAGCAAAGGAGAUUCUUGGAGAUGAAAGUGUCCGUCUACCUGCUGACAUCCUUUGUCAUCUUGUCAGUGUACUCUAUCCUUCUGCGGCGAGACAAGUGGGACAACGAAUCGAUCGGACUGACCAAGGAGCACGUCCAGCAGCACUCGGAGAGCAUGAUGGAGCAGCUUGAUGCCGACGAUCAGCCGCACAACAUCUGGGCUGUUGCCAAGGAGGCUGUCAACGUUGACGCUCCGAACCACCACUGCUUCGCCGCGGGCUCGAUUCUCAGCCCAACUCGUCAGGACGGCAGUAAAGCUGAGGAUAGGCUGCUGCUGCUGCAGUUGCCGCAUACCUUUCCGUUUGUCAAGGACUCGAUGGAAGGUACAGGAGGGCUAGAGCACGGGGAUGCGAAGCUGAUAGUGUUGAGGGUCACUUUGCGACUGGGAGAGGUCAACUACAAGAUCGCAGAGGCAGCUCAGAGCAACUUCUUGCAGCAGGUUGUAGCAACAAAAGACAGUUCGGACGACAUGUUUCACUUGGGAGACAUCUUCGCCAAACUCAACGUUAUCCCGGACUUAGAAUCUUUACUUGGUAAUGAUGUGUAA
Molecule: messenger RNA, 1194 nt
Organism: Guillardia theta CCMP2712
Lineage: Eukaryota; Cryptophyceae; Pyrenomonadales; Geminigeraceae
Exons: 15
Coding region: 1-1194 (397 amino acids)
Biological process (GO): transcription by RNA polymerase III
Cellular component (GO): RNA polymerase III complex
Molecular function (GO): DNA binding
Source: RefSeq, a predicted model, not a curated record